GGGAAGCCGAGAGAGCUGGAGAGUUAGUAUUGCAGAAAUCGUGAGUUUCCUGUCUAACUGGCACGCCUGAUCUCGGUCGCACUCCUCGCUUCACAUCAAGUAGCGUUGAGUAGCAGCACGGAGGUGAGGCCACCUGGAGGCGGGGCGACAGGGUCGUCUUCCCGGAGCUGCUCCGGGAAGUGGGCGAGGGAAGCCGCCGUGGAGGUCCAGGAUGGCGGAACCGGCGUCCGGACGCGUGUGGACCUCACAGGGAAAACAAAUGGAAGACCUGCCUGAUGCAGUUGUUUUGGCGACUAGACUUAAAAACACUCUCAUCCAAUACCACAGCCUUGAAGAUGACAAGUGGAGAGUUGCUAAGAAAAUGAAAGAUGUAACAAUUUGGAGGAAACCUUCAGAAGAAUUUAAUGGAUAUCUCUUCAAAGCCCAAGGUGUUAUAGAUGAUGUCGUCAAUAGUGUAAUAGACCAUAUACGCCCAGGUCCCUGUCGCUUGGAUUGGGACAGCUUAAUGACAUCAUUGGAUAUUCUGGAGUAUUUUGAAGAGAAUUGCUGUGUGAUGCGUUAUACUACUGCUGGUCAGCUUUGGAAUAUAAUUUCCCCAAGAGAGUUUGUUGACUUCUCCUAUACUGUGGACUAUAAAGAAGGGCUUUUAUCCUGUGGGAUAAGUCUUGACUGGAGUGAAAAGAGAUCAGAAUUUGUUCGUGGAUAUAACCAUCCCUGUGGUUGGUUUUGUGUUCCUCUUAAGGACAGUCCAAACCGGAGUCUUUUGACAGGCUAUAUUCAGACGGAUCUGCGAGGAAUGAUUCCCCAGUCUGCAGUAGAUACAGCCAUGGCAAGCACUUUAAUCAACUUCUAUGGUGAUUUACAAAAAGCUUUACAAAAGGCAUAUGUUUAAACUUAUAGUAUUAUAUUCCCUGAAUCAACUCUCUCUCUUAGCAGCAUGGCCUGUAAAAAUCAUCCUUUCCUGUCUUCUGCAUAGCCUGUAGAAAAUUUUGAGAUGUUUUUGGUUUAUUUUAUUCCUAAAGUAAAUAGCUAUCUAGAGUGGGCAUUUCAGUUUUCCUAAACAGUUAUUUGCACAUUGUUUCGUAUGGUGAUAUGUCUAGGAAUGGAGAGUAUGACAGAAAUCCACCAAGAAGUAGAUAUAGUUCUCUGACACAAACUCUUAAGAAAUUGAAUAGUGCCUCAGUAUGAGUAUUUUGGCUACUUAGAAAUUAGAGAAAGCCAAGCUUCAUGCUGGUAGGUUAAAAUCACCUAUUUUAGAGUUUUAUGAACAUUCUGUAAAAAUUUUAAUUUUGGGAGGAGUUAAAUAUUAAUGCUUUACUUCUCGUAUGUUCUAUGAGUUUAACAAUAUCUGGGACUAAAGAAAGAAAGCUCUUCUCUAUACUUUAUGAAGAUGAACUUCAUUGUCAGUUGACUUGUACUACUUUCCCUAUUGAAAAUAUCAGAAAUAAGAAAAGAAUAGGUAUCAUAGUAAAAUGCAAUUCAGUUUUGAUACCUGGAUAGCAUUAUUUUAUAGAUAUCUUUAAAAAUAUAUUCAUAUCUUUGUGGACUUUUAUUUUGGGAGUCUUAAAAGCAUUUAUGAAUGAAUAAGACAGUAUAAAAAACUGCCAGAUAUGUGCUGGGACACCACAUUGAUUGGACAGUAUUCUGGGUUAUGUGAAAUGGAUGGUGGUAUCCAAUACUGACCAAUAGAGAAUCAUCUCUCUAGAAAGUCAAAUUCAGUGAAUGUUUUAUACAUGUUUGAGUUGUAAAUGUGUCACUCAACUCAUAAAGUAUAACUAUGUCAUAAGCAUUCACAAUUGUAAUGUAACUUCAGUCUGGAACUAGAACAAAUGCAUUCAUAGAUUAUCUAAAUGCCUGGAUGAGUCAUUUUAUAACUAGAAUGGACUAUAAUAUAUCCCUCGAUUCUGUGGCUGCAUUAAAUCAACAUUCCUAAAUGAUUUUAACACUCCACAUGGUCUUUGGCUUUUGAACUAUCCACCUAGUUUAUACCUAAGAUGAGAACUUGAGGGAACUCAGUGUCCGUGCAAAUUUUUGUCUAUAUUUAUAUUUGUGUACAUGCACACAUCUUGAAAUCUGUUCCAGUGUUAAAUGUGAGUUAUAUAUGUGUUAUUAUUACUGUUCCCAUUGUUUCAUUUUCUCUUUUUUUUUUUUUUGGUUAAUAUGGGGUAAAGAGAGCUCUGGAAGUAGUAUUUACUAGGUAGGCCACAAAAAGCACAAAACUGUAUAGUGGUUCAAUUGCAUGAAGGUGUGAUCUGUGUUUUACUUUCCUGUGUUUUCCUGAGUGUAAAGAAAGCAUAAGUUAUAGUUCUUCAGACCCAUUUUGCUAAAGUAGAAAAAGUAGAGCUGACUUUUUUUUUUUUUUGGUAUGGAGAUGAUGUUCAAAAAAAGCAAAAGGUGGCAGCAGCAUAAUACCCAUAAUGAAUAAUCUCACAAAUUUUAGAUUGUAAAUAGUUUGUUUCAAGGUCUGAUAGAAGCAAUGCACAAACAAUCCUAUGUUCUUAACUUGAAAUUUAUUAAUCACCAAUAUGUUUUUCCAAAUUGACUAUAAUUUUUGAGCUGCUGGAUUUCUCUGCUCCUUUUUUUUUCUUGCAAUAGGGAAAGAGAAAUGAGCAGUUUAGCUUGCAGUUUCGCAUGGAAAUUGUUAAAUGUUAAUUUUGACUCAAUCUAUUGUCUUUUAUUUGGUUUUAUUAGUGUAGAGCAGGGGGUUUCUUACAUUCCAGUAUUCAGUCUAGCAUGGCAAAAUACCAGCAGAUGUCCAAUUAUAGGGUGCCCAGAUUGGGUAAGUUUGCAACAAGAUGUACAUUAUUAUAAGGGCUAUUAUCGCCUGAGCUGGGUGCCACUAAUAAACUGUCGACUUUCAGCUACUCUGUGUUCCCUUUGUUUUUUGUAACUUAUACCUCCAACUAGUGAUGACAUAAUCCACUGUUGAAUGAGGACCCAUUGCAGGUAACAAGACCCUCAUGGAAAAAUUUUCAUUGCAAUGUUGAGCCAUAUGAUGGAUUGAAGAAUUAUAUUUGAAUUACCUGAAAUGUAUAUGCAGCUUCUAGAUGGCACUUUAAAUCUGCUGGGCUCUAGCUGUGUACUUUAAAAAAAACAACAACAGCUUUAUUGAGGUAUAAUUUCCAGUGCUAUACAAUUUACCAGUUGUAAGUAUACAAUCCAUUGAUUUUUGAAUACAUUUAUAGUUGUGCAGCCAUCACAACAGUCCAGUUUUAGAAUAGUUCUAUCACCCAAAAGAUCCCUUUUGCGUGUUUGCUGAAUCAUACAUAACCAAAGUUUAGCACAGUUGCAAGUAUACAGAAGAUGAUGGAAAAGAUUAGAGCACAUUUUGUUUGGUUCUGUUUUCAAGAGUAGAGGUGUAUUUGAUUCUAAGCUCAGGAAUCUUGUGAUAAUGUAUUAAAUACGUUAUGUCAAAUAUCAUAAUGAUAUGAAAUUUAACAAUGUCGAUUGGGAUUAAUAUUAACAUUUAAUAGAGUCUGCUGUUUCUAUAGCAGUGCUGUAGAAUAGAAAAAUAAUAUGAGCCAUAUAUGUAAUUUAAAAUUUUCUAGCAGCCGCAUUAAAAAAAUUAAAAGAAACAGCUGAAGUUAAUUUUAAUAAUAUAGUACAUUUCACUCAAUGUAUCCAAAAAUAUUAUCAUUUCAACAUGUAAUCACUGUAAAAAUCUUUAAGAUAGCUUACUUACAUUCUUCUUUUAUACUAAUUUUUUGAUUUCUGGUGUAUAUUUUACUAAUUUGGGCUAGCCACAUUUCAAGUUAAUUUUAAUAACACACAGUUCUAUAUUAAUCUGUAUAUUAAUUUGUCUUUCUAUAAUAUGAAGUAGAGAAUUUCAUAGAAUCACUCUCUUAAAUACAAAAUAUUUUCUGUUCUUUGAAGCCUUCAGUGCUUGCUAAACGUGGACUCCUUAACAUUAGAAAUAAAUCAGUUGUAAUUUGUCAGUAAAACAAAAAUUACAGCCCCAAAAUAUUUUCCUUUGAAGAUAAUUAACUUUUCAUAGGGCAGUUGGUGAAAUGAAAGAAUAUAAUCUGCCUUGUAGUUAUGUGGUUGAUUAUUUUCUCUGGCUUAUAGCUAGUUUGUAUUAGAAACACGUGUAUGCAGGAAACAUUUGGUAUAGUACUGUUUUUAGUACAUGAUACCUAUUUUUUAAGGAAAUUAGUUUCAUACAAGAAAAAAAUAGUUUAUCAUAAGUGAUGCUUCUGCAUGAAAUAUUAGUUUGUAUUGAUAAUCCUUGAUUAAUCCUUGAAGUUUAACACAAUACUCAGCAAAAAUAAUUAUGAGAAUUUAGUGUUCUGCAGUUAUGUAUAAUAUAAACUGCUAGAGUAUUAAAGACAGAUUGUUAAUGUUAAAAAUCUCUUCAUUUCACUGUUCAUUGAGGUUGGAUAUAUUUGAAACUGUAGAUUUCUAUAUGUAAAAUUAUCUCCCAAUAAAAAAGUCCUUUCCUACUCUCCUCCCCCUUUCUUUCCUAACUGAAGGACAUUUUAUCAACACUCAAGUUGAAUUAAAUUAACCUCUCAAGCUAAAAACUCUGUAAUGGAGAUUGCUUCUGGAGAAGAUAGGAAAACAUUGCACAAUUUAAACUUCUAAUGUCUAUUGAGCUUUUAGGUAUGAGUAAUUCCCUUUGAUGUGGAUAAAAGCUUUACCUGUUUAUUUAAGGGCACGCUAGCAUCCUUAGAAUCAGUUGUUAAAAUCCAGUUUCUUUUAAUUAAGUGGAUACUGUAGCUAUCCCAAACCUAUGCAUAAAUUAACAGAACCCAGAAAAGCUAGGGGACUUGACCAGGUGUCCAUUAGACCCUGUGUUGUAUAAUUACUUGUCCAGUCUAUCUCCCAUGCCUUUUUAAUUCAAAUUCUAGAAGUAGGGGAUGGUGGGACCUGAGUUUAGGAGAAACAUUAGAUUAAUCCCAGAGCACAGGAAAUUGGAAUUAUAAUUUCUGUAUUAUUUUGUUGUCUCCAAAGAUUUACAUGUAUGGUUAAAUAAAAAUUCAUCUCUUGCAAUUCAAUGAAAGCUAUACUAUAUAUAGAUUUUAUAUUUAAGAAGUUUAUAUUUCUUUUAUGGGCCAAUGUGUAAAGCUGGAACCUUCAUUAAACUAAUGAGAGCAUGCAUUAAUAUAAUAAAAUG
This is a messenger RNA of Kogia breviceps (pygmy sperm whale), 5113 nucleotides long. It is a transcript of the gene STARD4, whose product is annotated as StAR related lipid transfer domain containing 4. The record is from RefSeq and is a predicted model, not a curated record. Gene Ontology annotation, molecular function: cholesterol transfer activity; cholesterol binding. Gene Ontology annotation, cellular component: cytosol; endoplasmic reticulum. Gene Ontology annotation, biological process: cholesterol import; intracellular cholesterol transport; cholesterol transport involved in cholesterol storage. NCBI's taxonomy places the organism in Eukaryota, Metazoa, Chordata, Mammalia, Artiodactyla, Physeteridae.